CAGAUUCUUUGUAAUAUUUUAUCUGUGCUAAACGAUUUUAGGUUAUGUGGGAAAUGUUUUCAGGCCCACAAAAAUAAAUAUAACUUAAAAGUUUAAAAGGAUAUAACUAAAUUACAAACAUGGCUCUGAUAAGAGCGGGCUUGCAACGACUAGUCAAUGUAUUCAAUGGAGGACAAGGUAUACUAUCAAGAUUUGUUACAAGCCUAUCUCCUGUUGAGUCUAAAACAGUCCCAGAAACUACAAAGGAUGUGAUAGCAGAAUGCAAUAACCUAAUUGAAAAGAAUGCCUCAAGAAAUUUUGCAAUAGUUCAUUUGUUGGGUAAACAGUGGCGUGUGACUGAUGGAGACCUUUUGGUUGUCGAAGGCUUCUGGCCUCCUAGCAUCGGAGACAAAAUCAGAUUGGAUAAAGUCUUAGUAGCUGGGACAAAAGACUUUUCCCUCAUUGGACGGCCUUUAGUGCAACCUGGAUUAGUUGAUGUGACUGCCACAGUCAUAUCAAAGGGCCUCUCCCACACAAGAACUCAUUUCAAAAAGAAGAGGAGGAAGCAAUUUAUGAGAAUCAACUUUGUUAGGUCACCUCAAACUAUUUUGAGAAUUAACUCAGUGGAGAUAGCAAAUAAGAUCAAUGAAGCGCCCAAAAAUGUUUUCUAGUUGUAUGUUUUAUGUAGAUAAUAAACAAUAGACUUAUAA
Molecule: messenger RNA, 689 nt
Organism: Spodoptera litura
Lineage: Eukaryota; Metazoa; Arthropoda; Insecta; Lepidoptera; Noctuidae
Gene: mRpL21
Product: mitochondrial ribosomal protein L21
Cellular component (GO): mitochondrial large ribosomal subunit; ribosome
Molecular function (GO): structural constituent of ribosome
Source: RefSeq, a predicted model, not a curated record